Molecule: messenger RNA, 9338 nt
Organism: Salvelinus fontinalis (brook trout)
Lineage: Eukaryota; Metazoa; Chordata; Actinopteri; Salmoniformes; Salmonidae
Product: E3 ubiquitin-protein ligase RAD18-like
Exons: 13
Coding region: 168-1775 (535 amino acids)
Biological process (GO): DNA damage tolerance; protein monoubiquitination
Cellular component (GO): nucleus; Rad6-Rad18 complex
Molecular function (GO): single-stranded DNA binding; ubiquitin protein ligase activity
Source: RefSeq, a predicted model, not a curated record
ACGUCAUGUUCCUGGAAGUGUGCAUUUGGUACGAAAAUAAAUCUAGGCGGGAUUAUACAUAGCUAACGUUACUUAUUCGUCACAGAGUUUCUGAAUUAUUUUCUCAUUUUGGGUUUAGCGAAACAAAACUGUAAGAAACUAAAUACUGCUUAUCAAGAACUGUCAUCAUGGCAAAUUUGAAUGAAGCUGAUUUACCACCAAAUCUGACUUGUCUCAAAAAUGUUGAUACCAUUCUCCGAUGUCCCAUUUGUUUCGAAUUCCUGAGUAUCGCAAUGAUGACCAAAUGUUCUCACAACUUCUGCUCUUUGUGCAUAAGAAAAUUUCUGUCCUACAAAUUACAAUGUCCAGUAUGCAAUUCACCUACAACAGAACAGGACCUAAGAAACAACCGGAUACUGGAUGACCUGGUCACAAACUUUAAAUCUGCAAGACAGCAGUUGUCAAACGCUAAUUUUGACUCGCCUCCAAUAUCCCAGAAGACCCCGGCCUCAUCUGUCAAGUGUAAAAAACCUAGACAGACCACGGGCCCCAAGAAGGAGGCAUCCAUCUUCAAUCACUUUUUCCGAAAGGGGCCCACCACCUCCACAACUUCUCUCACGACAGAGGCCCCGCCAGCACAGCAACCUAUUCCCUGCAGAAAGAGACUGUCUGGCACUCCUCUACUUAGCCAUACUGUGAAGGAGAGCCCCCGUCCUACACAGACUGUGAAAGUAGACCCUGAUCAUCAGGUCUCUGUGAAGGAGAAGCCCAUUGAGGACAUACCGGCCCAGGUGCUGGUGUCUGUAAAGAUGGAGAAGAUGGACUUCUCCAUGACAGGGCUGGCGUCCCUGGCUGAUUCACAGUCCUCAUCACAGGACCUGAAGCCUCUAGUUAAAGUGGAGUGUCCUGUGUGUUCUGUGGGCAUCCUUGAACAGUUCAUCAACAAGCACCUGGACAGCUGUCUGACCCAAGGGGAAAAGAAGGAGAGCCUUAGGAGCUGCCUAGGUGCCAAGAGGAAGCCGAUGAGGAAGCUGGUGUACACUCUGCUGUCCAUGCAAGAGCUGAAGAAGAGGCUGAAGGAGUGCCACCUCUCUGCCCAGGGCACCAGAGACCAGCUGGUCAGGAGGCACCAGGACUUUGUACACUUCUACAAUGCCCAGUGCGACGCCCUCGAACCGAAAUCAGCCAAAGACAUCGCCAAAGAAGUGGAGGCCAACGAGAAGGCCAGGAACCAACUGCAGGGGAAAACCAAAUGUGCUAUGGUCUUCUCUAAGAACCAAAGUCUGGGGCAAAUCGAUGAGAUGCAUUCAACUUACAGGAAGCAGCAUAACAGUGAGUUCUCCCGCCUUAUCGCCCAGGUCCGGGGUCGCCUGGAGACUGCGAGGAAGAGGGAGAUAAAGCAGAAAGUGAGGGAUGAGGGAGGAGAGGAGGACCAGGGAGUGGGCUCCAGCUCUGCAGAUAAGGCAGCACAACAGGAACAGAGUGAUCCCAGCCCCAGUGACUCAGAGGCCUGCUGCGUAUUGAUGACAUCACUAGUGGAGGAGCCCUCUGAGAAGCAGCAGCAGCAGCCUUCUGUUGUAGCGGUCAUCUCCAGGUCACCCAGCCCAUGUCUCAGUGAGGUGUCCAUCAGCAGCUCCGUCUCCGACAUCUUCGCUGGCAGAUGCUAUGAAGUUCUGGAGAACGCCUCGAGUGGGAAACGGGCUUCCUGCUCCAAGGAAGAAGACUCUUCUCCGCCACUUGUCCUGGGAAAACGAGCCCGGAAAUCCUGGGAAGAGGACAGGAAGGAGUCGAGCUGAAAUCUGUUAAACGCCUUCACCUUUCUAUCUAAUUACUUUAAGCAAAUUUUCAGGAUAUAGCAUGUUAUGCAAUACAUUUUAUAACGGGGUUGUUCCACCAAUUAGAUACAUUUUGAGUGGUGAAACUUGGUGGAGAAAACCCCAGUUUAUUUCACCUAAUUGUAACAUUCUGUCAUAAAGAGCACAUAUGUGAAAUUCUGUUUUUUAACACUGGAUAAAAGUAGAGACUCAGAGCUACAAAAUGGUAUAUCAUAUACUGCAUUUUCGAGGAACAAUGGGAAAGUAAUUCUGCAUUGAAACUUGAUACAUUUAUAACCUCACUUUUGAGAAAAGGACCUUUGAAUGUUUUGGUACCUACUGGAGACCUCUCCCUUGUCUAUACCCAUUCAGCAUUGUUCACACCCUGUUAUGCCAGCCCCACCAUCUUUUUAAGGAUUCACAUGUGAGGUCAUGUGCUAAACAGUGAGUCUUAAACAUUAAAGAUUAAGACUUAAUAUCCUAAUAUCCAACGAGUAUCCUACGAUAAGGACAAAUUCCAGGUAAACAGAAAGUAAAAAUAUUUAAUAAAUAUUAGACACACUUGUCUAAAUUGAUUGGUCGUGUGAAAGAAAUUCCAGCCACAUCCAGUGGUGAAAAAAGUAGUAAAUGGUCAAACUUGAGUAAAAGUAAAGAUAGAAAAUAACUCAAGUAAAAGUCACCCAGUAAAUUUUAUUUUACCAUUAUUCAACUAGGCAAGUCAGUUAAGAACAAAUUCUUAUUUUUAAUGACGGCCUAGGAACAGUGUUGUUCUGAACUGCCUUGUUCAGGGGCAGAACGACAGAUUUAUGUACCUUGUCAGCUCAGGGAUUCGAUCUUGCAACCUUUCGGUUACUAGUCCAACGCUCUAACCACUAGGCUACGCUGCCGCCUCUACUUGAGUAAAAGUCUAAAAGUAUUUGGUUUUUAAAAAAUGCUUAAGUAUCAAAAGUAAAUGGAAUUGCUAAAAUGUACUUAAGUAUAAAUAAAGACGGCACAAUUUUUUUACAUUUUUUUUAUUGACGGAUAGCCAGGGGCACACUCCACCAGUCAGAUUUAAUUUACAAAUAAAGCAUUUGUGUUUAAAGUGUCUGCCAUAUCAGAUGCAGUUGGGAUGACCAGGUAUGUUCUCUUGAUAAGUAUAUGAAUUAGACAAUUUUCCUGUCAAAAUGUAACGAGUACUUUUGGGUGUCGGAAAAUUUAUGGAGUAAAGAGUACAUUAUUUUCUUUCGGAAUGAAGUAAAAGUGAAAGUUGUCCAAAAAUAGAAUUAAUAAAGUACAGAUACCCCCCAACAAUACUUAAGCAGCACUUUAAAGUAUUUUUACUUAAGUACUUUACACCACAUCUUUCUAAGUGGAUGGGUCUCUACAGAAGGUGUAAACGGUACAGCCAUUUGGUUACUUGCAUAGCAGAAAUAUAGAUAUGUUUUUUUAUUUCACCUUUAUUUAACCAGGUAGGCCAGUUGAGAACAAGUUCUCAUUUAAAACUACGACCUGGCCAGGAUAAAGCAAAGCAGUGUGACACAAACAACACAGAGUUACACAUGGAAUAAACAAAGUCUAUAUACAGUCUAUAUACAGCUUGUGCAAAUUAAGUAAGAUUAGGGAGGUAAGGCAAUAAAUAGGCCAUAGUGGUGAAAUAAUUACAAUUUAGCAAUUAAACACUGGAGUGAUAGAUGUGCAGAAGAUGAAUGUGCAAGUAGAGAUACUGGGGUGCAAAGGAGCAAAAAAAUAAAUUACAAUAUGGGGAUGAGGUAGUUGGGUGGGCUAUUUACAGAUGGGCUAUGUACAGGUGCAAUGAUCUGUAAGAUGCUCUGACAGCUGAUGCUUAAAGUUAGUGAUGGAGAUAUGAGUUUCCAGCUUCAGUGAUUUUUUUCAAUUCGUUCCAGUCAUUGGCAGCAGAGAACUGGAAGGAAAGGCGUCCAAAGGGGGAGUUGGCUUUGGGUGUGACCAGUGAAAUGGAUGUGGAGGUUCUGGGCUCGCGUGGUUACUCGUGGGCUGUGGUUGUGCGGCCGGUAUUGCCAAAUUCUCUAAAAUGACAUUGGAGGCUUAUGGUAGAGAAAUUAACAUUCAAUUCUCUGGCAACAGCUCUGGUGGACAUUCCUGCUGUCAGAAUGCCAAUUGCACGCUCCCUCAACUUGAGACAUCUGUGGUGUUGUGUGACAAAACUGCACAUUUUAGAUUGUCCUUUUAUUGUCCCCAGCACAAGGUGCACCUGGGUAAUAAUGAUCAUGCUUUUUAAUUUGUUACUUGAUAUGCCACACCUGUCAGGUGGAUGGAUUAUCUUGGCAAAUGAGAAAUGCUCACUAACAGGGAUGUAAACAAAUUUGUGCACCACAUUUUAGAGAAAUACACUUUUUGUGCAUAUGGAACAUUUCUGUGAUGUUUAUUUCAGCUUAUGGAAUAUGGGACCAACACUUUACAUGUUGUGUUUAUAUUUUUGUUAAGUGUAAUUACUGAUUGCCUAGGAGAGGAGAUACCAUUCCCCCUCCAAUACAGCCACUGAUUACGGAAACAACAACAGUCCCAAAUUGCCCUACCCCUUAAUCCUGGUUGAUGUGUCAACAAUCAUCUGCAAAUUAUGAGCAGUCAGCAGUUCACACACCAAGUAGGCUACUGGGAAGACAGACAACACUUCAAGUAGAUGGCCCUACAUACAGUUGAAGUCGGAAGUUUACAUACACUUAGGUUGGAGUCAUUAAAACUUGUUUUUCAACCACUCCACAAAUUUCUUGUUAACAAACUAUAGUUUUGGUAAGUCGGUUAGGACAUCUACUUUGUGCAUGACACAAGUCAUUUUUACAACAAUUGUUUACAGACAGAUUAUUUCACUUAUAAUUCACUGUAUCACAAUUCCAGUGGGUCAGAAGUUUACAUACACUAAGUUGAAUGUGCCUUUAAACAGCUUGGAAAAUUCCUGAAAAUGAUGUCAUGGCUUUAGAAGCUUUUGAUAGGCUAAUUGACAUCAUUUGAGUCAAUUGGAGGUGUACCUGUGAAUGUAUUUCAAGGUCUACCUUCAAACUCUGCCUCUUUGCUUGACAUGGGAAAAUCAAAAGAAAUCAGGCAAGACCUGCUGGAGGAAACAGGUACAAAAGUAUCUAUAUCCACAGUAAAAUAAGUACUAUACCGGCAUAACCUGAAAGGCCAUUCAGCAAUGGAGAAACCACUGCUCCAAAACCACCAUAAAAAAGCCAGACUACGGUUUGUAACUGCACAUGGGGACAAAGAUCGUACUUUUUGGAGAAACGUCCUCAGGUUUGAUGAAACAAAAAUAGAAUUGUGUUGCCAUAAUGACCAUCGUUAUUUUGGGAGGAAAAAGGGGGAGGCAACCCGAAGAACACCAUCCCAACCGUGAAGCACGGGUGUGGCAACAUCAUGUUGUGGGGGUGAUUUUCUGCAGGAGGGAAUGGUGCACUUCACAAAAUAGAUGGCAUCAUGAGGGAAGAAAAUUAUGUGGAUAUAUUGUAGCAACAUCUCAAGACAUCAGUCAGGAAGUUAAAGCUUGGUUGCAAAUGGGUCUUCCAAAUGGACAAUGACCCCAAGCAUACUUCUAAAGUUCUGGCAAAAUGGCUUAAGGACAACAAAGUCAAGGUAUUGGAGUGGCCUUCACAAAGCCCUGACCUUAAUCCUGUAGAAAAUGUGUGAGCAGAACUGAAAAAGUGUGUGCGAGUAAGGAUGUCUACAAAUCUGACUGUUACUCCAGCUCUGUCAGGAGGAAUGGGCCAAAAUUCACCCAACUUAUUUGGGAAGCUUGUGGAAUGCUACCCGAAACGUUUGACCCAAGUUAAACAAUUUAAAGGCAAUGCUACCAAAUACUAAUUGAGUGUAUGUGAUGAAAGAAAUAAAAGCUGAAAUAAAUCAUUCUCUCUACUAUUAUUCUGACACUUAACAUUCAUAAAUAAAGUGGUGAUCCUAACUGACCUAAGACGGAAUUUUUACGAGGAUGUAUUUGUAUUUGGCUAAGGUGUAUGUAAACUUCCGACUUCAACUGUAGCAAAGAGACAAUACUAGACAACGUAUACUUGGAGAUAUCAGGAGUCCUCUAGCUAUAGGAUUAACCCCCCCCCCCCCCUUCCUCACAUACUUUGUGCAUGACACCCCUGAUAGCAGUGCACCGGGGACUCAAUAUACAGGUGGUCUUGUGCACAAAGACCUGGUACACAUUUACAGGGGGUAGGUGAGAUGUUCUCUACAGGAGCUCUGCUAUUGUGCUUAAGAUUGCAGCUGUGCAAAUGACUCCAGGGACGACAAAUUUAGGAGGAAAGUUAUGUGAAAAACCAGGAUGAUUCUUCUGGUAAUUCACCUUGCCCUUCCCCAGCUCUGUGCCUGUGCAGUUGUUGGAUGUGUGAUGUGGUUGUUUCAAUGUUAAUCUGUUCCUUUAGUUUGUCCGACUCUCAAUCCCCACAUCAGGUGUUCGCUCCCAUGCCUGGCCUGCUGUUUGUCUGCCAAAGAUUAGCUGGAGUUGAGACGGGUUGGAUUUGCCUGUCAUUUGCAAUUCACGCUGAGCGCCUAUGUAUAAACAGCUCUCAAACUGAUUUUGGGUUUGUUUGAAAGCAUAGAGCGGGCCAAUAUAAUUCAAUAUGUAGUCAAGGUCAGAAAGAAAACAAAAGAGAGCGAGAGAACUGUAAGGAGGAGGCCUGCCGGUUUUGUAUGUCGGGGUGAAUAAGCAGGAGCACUUUGGAGAACUGACCUCAAAUGAAAACAGCAUAGCUGGAGCAAGGCAGGACCAUGACAUGAUGUUGCUCCAGUCACUGGACCAGAGCAGGGAGGCGGCUCGGCCCCUCACACUGCAGGGGCCAACUGCACUGACUGGACACUGAGCAAAGACGGGCAGGGGCACCUCACUGCGGCACAGAGAUACAGACACUGGCCCAAUAUUAAAGUGACGUGCUCAUCCCGGCACACUGCUUCCUCACUCUCUCCCAGUUUUCCUCCCUCCGUCCCCCACGCUGGAGAGCAAACUUGGAUGCACUAUGCAAAAAUCACACAGCCAUUUCCUGGUUGCCAAAUCAGUUUGCCUAAUUUCAGUUUGUGACAACAAAACAAUCAAGUAUAGUGUAGAUAAUAAUUGUACCAUCUAAACUGCUGUUAAGUAUCUUUUCUAUAACCAAAAAUAUUGUAUUCAACUGUUUGAAGCUGGUGUGCAAAACCGAAAGUAAAAGAUGCAAAAACAAAACUUAAGAAUGGGAAGCAUAGAAAUAGUACACACAGAACAUCUACCACUUCUCAUCUUGCUUUCAAUGAUAAUGCCACAUUUCUAUAUGAAUAUGGUCAGGCCGCCCAAAAAAGUUACAUAGUGCAGCUUUAAAGAGGGAGAGUUAAACAGCAGUCUAGCUCUUUUAACAUCUCUCAUGCCACCUGUAGCAUUGGCUCUGCAGCUAUUAAAUAUCACCUGUGCCAGCACAGGUGAAACUAAUGACUUACUAUUGAGGCAACAGGUGCAACACAUCCUGACCAACGAGGAUGACUCCAAUCAGGGCAUGUUCACCCCCAAAUAGAACCAAACUCCAAAACCUGUAACAAAAGGUACAAGAAUAUCCUAGAAGACAGUAGGGUUGUCCCAGUUAAGACCCUCAGGGGGACCACAAGCCUCCAGAGAGUGGUGUCAAAUCUCAAUGUCACAGGGAUCAGAGCAAUCUCUCCCUCAGGCAGGGCCUGUUUAUCCCACUCUCCUUCACACACAGCCAGUCACGCACCCCACCACCCUGUCUGCCAUGCUGAACUCCUCCACUGCUGGGUUGGCAGUACAUUAUGGGCUCAAUUCAAUUAUUACUGCAUUGCAGCAUUUACACAGUACAGAGCAGGGCCUAGUUUCACAUUUCCAAUUUUCAGAAUAAGAUGUGCCAAGUCUUGUAAACAAAGACACUAUUAACAUUGCUAUGAGGGGUUAUAUUGAGUUCCUGCCUUGGGUGCCCCAGUCUGUCUUAGCGCUGGGUUGCUCUUCUCACAUUCAGCACCCCGUCCAUUGCUCAGCCUGUCCAUAAUUUGAGUCAAUUGGAGGUGUACCUGUGGAUGUAUUUCAAGGCCUACCUUCAAACUCCUUGUCUCUUUGCUUGACAUCAUGGGAAAAUCAAAAGAAAUCAGCAAAGACCUCAGGAAAAAAAUGUAGACCUCCACAAGUGUGGUUCAACCUUGGGAGCAAUUUCAAAACGCCUGAAGGUACCACGUUCAUCUAUACAAACAAUAGUACGCAAGUAUAAACACCAUGGGACCACGCCGCCAUCAUAGCGCUCAGGAAGGAGACGCGUUCUGUCUCCUAGAGAUGAACGUACUUUGGUGCGAUAAGUGCAAAUCAAUCCCAGAACAACAGCAAAGGACCUUGUAAAGAUGCUGGAGGAAACGGGUACAAAAGUAUUUAUAUCCACAGUAAAACUAGUCCUAUAGCGACAUAACCUGAAAGUCCGCUCAGCAAGGAAGAAACCAUUGCUCCAAAACAGCCAUAAAAAAGCUAGACUAUUGUAACGGCAGUUGUAAUCCUCCUCCUCAGACGAGGAGAGGCGAGACGGAUCGGACCAAUACGCAGAGUGGCUAGUUUCCAUAGUGAUUUAAUAAUUAACAACAACAAUAUGCGAUACAAAAUAACUACCAUGACAGUCCUGUGUGGCGGAACACUGACACAAGAACAAACACCCACAAAACACACGUGAAACCCGGCUGCCUAAGUAUGAUUCUCAAUCAGCGACAACGGUUGACAGCUGUCUCUGAUUGAGAAUCAUACCAGGCCGAACACAAAACCCCAACAUAGAAAAUAACACAUAGACAACCCACCCCAACUCACGUCCUGACCAACUAAAUAAAUACAAGAAAAAGGAAAAACAGGUCAGGAACGUGACAACUAUGGUUUUCAACUGCACAUGGGGACAAAGAUCGUACUUUUUGGAGAAAUGUCCUCUGGUCUGAUGAAACAAAAAUAGAACUGUUUGGCCAUAAUGACCAUUGUUAUGUUUGGAGGAAAAAGGGGGAAACUUGCAAGCCGAAGAACACCAUCCCAACCAUGAAGCACGGGGAAGGCAGCAUCAUGUUGUGGGGGUGCUUUUCUGCAGGAGGUACUGGUGCACUUCACAUAGUAUAUGGCAUCAUGAGGCUGGAAAAUUCUGUGGAUAUAUUGAAGCAACAUCUCAAGCCAUCAGUCAGGAAGUUAAAGCUUGGUCGCAAAUGGGUCUUCCAAAUGGACAAUGACCCCAAGCCUACUUCCAAAGUUGUGGCAAAAUGGCUUAAGUACAACAAAGUCAAGGUAUUGGAGUGGCCAUCACAAAGCCCUGACCUCAACCCCAUAGAAAAUUUGUGGGCAGAACUGAAAAAGUGUGUGCGAGCAAGGAGGCCUAACAAACCUGACUCAGUUACACCAGCUCUGUCUGGAGGAAUGGGCCAAAAUUCACCUUAAUACCUUCCCACCUUACUUAUUGUGGGAAACUUGUGGAAGGCUACCCGAAACAUUUGACCCAAGUUAAACAAUUUAAAGGCAAUGCUACCAAAUACUAAUUGAGCGUAUGUAAACUUCUGACCCACUGGGAAUGUGAUGAAAGAAAUAAAAGCUGAAAUAAAUAA